Molecule: messenger RNA, 1257 nt
Organism: Acaulospora morrowiae
Lineage: Eukaryota; Fungi; Glomeromycota; Glomeromycetes; Diversisporales; Acaulosporaceae
Source: the annotation of a GenBank genome assembly
AUGAUAAACGUAGAUGAUGUAGCAGGAUUCAUUGUGAUAUUCGCUACCGCAUUUGUGUUUCUGGGCCUCAAUAUAAUUGCAGCUGUAUUUUUAUUUGUGCGAAUAUAUAUUAAAUGGCGAAAUACUAGCAGGUUAUCAAUGGCAACUAAGAUUCCUUUUUAUCUAGGAAUUCCUGAUGCUAUAUUAUGUAUUCUCCAACUUAUUAACUAUACAUACACGGUGAUUCAUCAUACCCAACUUCCCGAAAAAUCGUGCAUCGCCGUGGCUGGAAUGACAGUGGCUGCCACUCUCCUUCACAGAUUCAUGGGCAUUAUUAUUUCUAUCAAUGCUUAUAUGAGAGUGUGUUGGGAUAUCCAUUGGGAUUUUGGUAAACUCGAUUGGAAGCUGUGGUUUUGUUCAGGGUCGAUUGCAGUAGCUUUUACGGUUCUUGGUUCCCAUCAGAUUGGUGCUUCUACGUAUUGGUGCUAUAUAAAGGGAGGUUCCACAUACGUUCUUCUAGCCGGAGUUGGAGCUUCAAUGCUUAUGUUAGGUGUUUGUACUUUUUGCUAUUUUCGAGCCUUCGCGGCCAUACGAGUCGCAAUGGAAGAAGUUUCCAUCGCUAGUGGGAAAGAGGACAGUAGUCAUCGAUCAGGAAAACGUUCCCAAGUCGAAAUUAAAGCGAUAAAAAAGAUUACCGGAUAUAUGCUAAUGUUUAUUAUUCAAUGGUUUCCAGUUUUUCCGUAUGAUGUUUACCAAGCUUUAAAUAAAGAUGUGCCUUGGACGUAUGCAUUGGCUGUGGCAUCAUUUAACCUUGGGGGCGUAGGCUAUACGAUACUUUAUGUUAUAAAUGAAGGCUAUGACCCUUAUGGCAAAGAUUUAUCAUUGGAUGGAUUAGAUAGUGACGACACUCACAACGCAUCAAGUGGCACGCCCACUCCAUCAUCAGAUAGAAAAGGCGUGGAUGAAAAUGGCUGCGAAGAUGAGGAAUCCACCAUUUCCAUACCUCUGCAAGAACUUUAUCAUACUAAAUCAUAUGAAACUGAAACGAUAUUAGUCAAAAUAUCCACCGAAAAUCAAAAAUCGAAAAACCGAAAUAGUAGACAUCAAGAUAGCAAGGAACGUCGUGGGAGCAGAAGAUUCGGUGAGGCAAGUGGCGAAAGCGAGAACACAACCACACCAAAUAUUUCAGUUAGUGUUCAUACGAUUACCACACAGAUCAUAUUAUCUAAAGAAGAACUUGAACAAAUUGAAGAAGCUCAAGAAUCACAUAAUGAAUAA